AAUGAGGAAAUCAGAAAGAUUGUUUAAAACUAGUGAUGAUGUUUAUGUCAUUAUUCUUAAUCUAAUCUAAUCUAAUCUUUGCUGCAGGUGCUUGUCACGUCACAUGCCUUAGGCUAGGAUGAUAUCCAGGUAACCAUUUUAUGGGAUCAUUUGAAACAUAAGCACCCUUCUAAACACAAGGAAGCAACUGCAAUACGUGAAUCACAGAGGGUCAAGACUCAAGAGACAAAAGUCUGAUGAAGUCGAAGCUGAGCGGAGAUCGAUGUAUCAACUGACAACAUCUAAUCAGCCCACACUGGGGGCAGUCUGGAGCGGCGCCACUGUUACUAGACUGAUGAACGUCAAAAAGAUCUAAAAAGUUGCUCCUGAAAUGGAUUAUUGAUCAGAUGCUCCCAUACACGACUGUUGAGAAUGAACAAUUUCAACAGUUUGUUGACGGUUUGAACAAGAAGUUUGACAUACCCUCAGAGAAGGUGGUGCGCACAAAACUGUUUCCUGAAUUAUAUGAUAGAGUACAGUUUAAACUGAAGAAAUUUAUUGACUGAAAGGAGCUGAUUACAGUCUGAGCUGUGAUGUUUGGUUGUCAAAAGCGCUGGAUUCCUAUUUGGGGGUCAUAAUACACUUCGUAACUACAAACUUCGAAAGAAAAGUUAUUGUACUGAGAUGCCUUCCCUAUAACCGAGCACAUACCGGCAUGGGGUCUGUCCGAAGAGAAACUUCACUGCGUUAUCAGCGACACUGCUUCAAACAUGAAAAAGGCUUUGUCCGCCUGGAUCCUGUUUUCUCCAUCUACUGAAUCUCAUCGUAAAGAAUUCUGUUUUUCUCAAAGUGGAGUUAACCGGCUUAUCAAAAAGAUCAAGAGUCUUAUCAAGGAGUUUAGAACCCCUGCAGGUAAACGUCUACUGAAUGAAAAUCAAGCAGUAGAGGCAACUCUCAUCAGACCAGUUGCAGUGGACACGAGAUGGAACAGUUAUUACAUGAUCUUCCAGGCCUUUCAGAAUAAAAAAUAUGCAAUAACAAUCACCGGUCAAAAUGCAGAGUUAUCGUUGUCUGCAUCUCAACAGAUGACUCCUCACGAUUGGGAUCUUCUGACCAAAGCUAUUGCGGUACUGAAGCCAUUCUACAUCACCACAAAAGCGGCGGAGGGGGACAUGGUUUCUGUUUCGGAGGUUAUCCCAAAUAUAAAGAAACUGGAUUACGCUAUCAGGAGCAUAUCCUCAAGUGGAGUCGGAACUCUGAAACCCACGCUGCUUUCCGAAAUGUAAAACCAAGAGACUGAAGAA
Bolinopsis microptera is the source of this 1283-nucleotide messenger RNA. RefSeq lists its product as uncharacterized. The transcript is spliced from 6 exons. Gene Ontology annotation, biological process: regulation of transcription by RNA polymerase II. NCBI's taxonomy places the organism in Eukaryota, Metazoa, Ctenophora, Tentaculata, Lobata, Bolinopsidae. The coding region runs from base 750 to 1265 and encodes 171 amino acids. Gene Ontology annotation, cellular component: nucleus. The record is from RefSeq and is a predicted model, not a curated record.